This is a messenger RNA of Cyphomyrmex costatus, 2117 nucleotides long. It is a transcript of the gene OstDelta, whose product is annotated as oligosaccharide transferase delta subunit. The record is from RefSeq and is a predicted model, not a curated record. Gene Ontology annotation, cellular component: oligosaccharyltransferase complex; membrane. Bases 60 to 2027 code for a protein of 655 amino acids. The transcript is spliced from 11 exons. Gene Ontology annotation, biological process: protein N-linked glycosylation. NCBI's taxonomy places the organism in Eukaryota, Metazoa, Arthropoda, Insecta, Hymenoptera, Formicidae.
GUAUGUUCAACGUGGCGGUUGUAUCGGUUCGACGAUUAAUUAACAGCUUAUAAUUCAUUAUGAUUCUCUUUGCUGUGCUACCCUUGAUGUUGGUAGUAUUAUGUACAAAUUGUGCAUUCUCAGAAGUCACACAAUCAACAAAUUCUUAUUUGUCUAUGGCUGAUAGAGCACGUUUGAAAAAUAUUCUUGAAACGGGAUUUCAAUUAGACGAUGUACCUUCGGUAUAUUACACUGUCAGUGGAUACAAAUUACUUGGACAAACUAUACCGAAAGCUGAUAUCAUUUGCAAGUACUUAAUAAAGUUCAAUGGAGAAAACAUCACACCUGAAACGGCAUUUUAUCUUAUCUCCACAUGGAAAACUAUUGGGGAAAACUAUUGCCAAGAGUUUUCUAUAAGUACUGUGACAAAGAUAUUGACUAAUAUUAUACAGAAGGACACUUCUACACUGUCUGAUUUGUAUUAUGCAGUGAGUGGGUUAACAGCUUUAUCACAAAAGAUACCAUCUGCCAGGAUUGACAAAUUAGUGAAAUUAAUUCAAGUAACUUUGAGGAAAGAUGAUAGUCUAUGGAACUUGGGAUACGUGUUCCACAUUGCUGCAGACAUAGGUACCCCAGCAGCAUUUGCUUUUGAUCGUAUUGAAGAUGCUAUAGUACAAGCAGACGAAGUCGAUGGUCAAUACCUGCAAUUUGAAGGCGGUCUUUCUAUAACAAGCUUCCUUAUUAAUGGAAUUCUUAAAUUAUCAACUUCAUUGAACAAAAAACCGCCAUUAAACUUCCAACAGACUGUCAAACUGGGCAAUUAUCUUCUCUCGCGGCGUUCCGUGCAAACGAUAAAAGGUGUUACAAAUUUGCUGUCUGCUUUAACUACUUUGGCAGUUGAUAGUUCUGAAAAACCAAUUUGCAUAACCCUAGCCGAUGGAGGAAUCAUUAUAUAUAAUAAACAACCAUUAGUUACGGUUAAAGUUUGUGAUAUUCUUGGUCAAGCAUUGCCAACUGUGCCCAAAGUCGUUGCAAAUUCUGCAACACGAGUAGGAGACGAUGUUGUUAUUCUCAGCAACGAGAAUUUGCCAUCUACAAUGGAUAAGACUCUGUUUACAAUGAACCUGAUGAAUGUAAAACCUGAUCGCGGUUUUUACAAGAUAUUAGUAACCGCGGCUUCGGUCAAGAAUACAAUUACAGUGAAAGUCUUAUCUGAAGCAAUAUUGGACUACUUAGAGAUUGGUACUGGUGAUGCCGAUCAGACAACUCAACCAAAACUUACGAGGAUAAACACAGAAUCUUCCUCAGGCAAGCUUGAACAUAAAAUAGAAGCUGAUUCUCAGCAAAAACUAGUUAUGCGAUUUUUGUUACGUGAUUCCGCCAAUAAAAAACCAAUGCGUGUGCAUCAAGCCUUCGUGCGCCUUACAUCUAUUUCCACGUCUAUUAAUAAUAAACGAGGCCAUGAAAUCUUUUUCGUUGCUGAACCUGAUGCUACUCACAUUUAUAAAUUUGACAUGCCGGUCGGAACAGCAGCUGUAAAUUUCGAUCACCAAAGUGGAGAAUAUAACAUGGAAUUAAUUAUUGGUGAUGCUGUGAUCAGCAAUCCGUUCCAGUUCAAUAUUGGCAAAGUAACUCUGAAAUUUCCCGAGCCGACUUCAAUGGAAGGUGCUGAUAAGAAUAUCUCUUAUAAGCAAAAACCAAAUGUGUAUACAACUAAACCGGAAAUAAAGCAUAUGUUCCGCGAGCCUGAACGAAGACCUCCUGCAUUUGUAUCAAAUUUAUUCACAGGAUUAUGCUUGGCACCAGUUUUACUGUUGUUGAUUUUAUGGACUCGACUCAGUGUCAAUAUUUCAAACUUUCCCUUGUCUCUCAGCGCGAUUACAUUCCAUCUUGGAUUAGGAGGCAUCUUUGUGCUGUUCGGUAUUUUCUGGUUGAAGCUUAAUAUGUUCAUCACGCUGCAAUAUCUCCUUGGUUUUGGUAUUGUUACAUUCCUCGCUGGUAAUAAGAUGCUAUCUCAGAUAGCACACAGGCACAAAUCAAUACGUUAAUUUAUACUCUAUAGUGUGAAAACUUUGUCGCAGUUGGCAAUUUAAAGUGAAUAAUAAAUACCAAACUACCAUCGAUAAGUUUAAAAUGGC